Brassica napus (rape) is the source of this 1271-nucleotide messenger RNA. Its product is annotated as nucleolin 2. Bases 171 to 1019 code for a protein of 282 amino acids. The record is from RefSeq and is a predicted model, not a curated record. The transcript has 10 exons. Gene Ontology annotation, molecular function: RNA binding. Lineage: Eukaryota; Viridiplantae; Streptophyta; Magnoliopsida; Brassicales; Brassicaceae.
UUCGUUCUGGAUUUAGUUGAGCCGGUCUGUUUGGGCCGUUUGUAGUUUGGUUCAGUUUGGGCUUUGUGCCUUUUUAAUGAAACUAUUUAGACGGAAAAAAAAAAUUACAAACUAACAUUUUAUAAAACACAACUUCCCUAAAACCCUAAACAGCAGAGCAGUCGGCAGCCAUGGUCAAGUCUUCUAAGAAAGAAGCCAUUACCAAAGUCGAAGCAGCAGCAGCACUUGACUCAAAGACGAAGCCUUCGAAGAAAAGUAAGAGAGAUGUGGAAGUUGAUUUGGACAUCCCAAAGGAUGCCAAGAAGCAGAAGAAAGAGUUGAUUCAAGCUGUGCAAAAGGCACCACCAAAGAAGAACAAGAAGAAGAAGAAAAAGAAGAACAAGAACAAGAAUACUAAUGUUGAAAUGGUGGAGGGAGAGCAGAAACCAAUUGCAAAACAAUCCAAGACGCUAUUUGCUGGACGUCUUCCCUUUCACAUUGAAAAAUCUGACUUAGAGAAGUUCUUCAAAGAAGUUGGUGAAAUCAAAGAUGUUAGACUUGCCAAGGGAAUCGCACAUGUAGAGUUUGCUUCUGAAGAAGCAGCUCAGAAGGCAUUGAAACUGAAUGGUGAACCAUUACUAGGCCGCAAUAUUUUACUUGAUUUUGCUAACGCGAAGCCUGCUCCACGUCCACGAAACCUAGUCAAAACGAUUUUUGUUACAGGAUUCAACAAGUCUCUGAGUGAAGAUGAAAUGAAAACUGCCUUGAGAGCUCAUUUUAGUGCUUGUGGAGAGAUCAAAAGGAUCUCUCUUCCUUAUUACCAAGAGACUGGUGAUAGCAAGGGGGUGGCUUACCUAGAUUUUGGUGAGGAUGGAUUCAACAAGGCAAUGGAACUAAACGGAAGUGAAGUAGGAGGACGGAACAUAGUGGUGAUUGAAGCUAGACCAAAAGAAAAGAAUGCUGAUCGAGAUAGUGGACGUGGCAAUGAUGACAGCUCCAAGAAAGGACCUGGAAGAGGCAAUGGUGAGAUGAGACCGUAGAACACCCAGCAAAGCAAGUGUAAUUUCGCCCUCUGCCCAAGGGAAGAAGGUCGUCUUCGACGAUUAGUUAAAGAUCUUGUCUUAUCUUUCAGCCCUUUUUUGCCUAGUUUAUGAGAAAAAAAACUUAAGCUCUUAUAUGAUGAUGGUUACUCUUGGGAUUUAGUUUUGUUUUUGUGGGUGUGACAUUUUUUCUUUGUAGAAACUUUUAAUGAAUUCCUUAAACCCAUGGCUUCACUAAUUGCCAUUUUAUUA